Messenger RNA from Ostrinia furnacalis (Asian corn borer), 1386 nucleotides. RefSeq lists its product as uncharacterized. Lineage: Eukaryota; Metazoa; Arthropoda; Insecta; Lepidoptera; Crambidae. The transcript has 4 exons. The record is from RefSeq and is a predicted model, not a curated record. The coding region runs from base 330 to 767 and encodes 145 amino acids.
CUAUUCAUCACGUCCGUCUUUGAGAAACGUUAUUUCCACGUGUUGCCACGUACCUAGUGAGAACAAGACGCAUAAUGACCCGCCACUCUCCAUGCACCAAGAACCUGUGAGACUGAGCCUUCUACACGGCUGUCGCGAGUUACGUAUUCCGCCAUGGCGGCGACAGCACAAACGAGGGCACAGCAUGAGUUUUGGAAAACUCCACGGACUGGCCGGCGCAUCAAUCCAUCCUCAGCUGCCCACAGUUCCGGAAGUGCACUAAACGGUGGGGCAAGCAACGAAUAGCCGUGAAUUUGAUCGAGCCACCCCCGUGUGCUUACAGGCAGCAUAUGGGAAAGAAGGAAUCCGCAGACACGGAAAAAGAAAAAGAGCACGAAUCCAGAGGCGGGCCAGUACAUCUAUGCCCCCCUCAGGCGCCGCGCAGAUCCGAGAGUGCGCGCAGCGGCGGGGGCAAGUCAUUCCAGCAGCGAGAAGCGGCGAAUUUGAACGACCCGCGAAAGGCAGACGUCCGAUGUCUAGGAGUUAGAAAGAUAAUCGAAAGCGCGAGAGAAAUCAAGCAAUAUGAGGGCGGACACCAUGCCCCGGUCCUGAGAAGCAAGCAGUCCAUCCACCACAUCCGCCAGAGCAGUUGCCGUGCUGUGACCCUUACGAAAACCAGAUUGCAGAGCAGGGAGCAUAUUGUGUUUUUCAAGGUAAUCAGUCAAUUGGUUGCACACUAUCCUCUCCAAGACCUUGGACAAACAUGGAAGGAGACUGACAGGUCGUAACUCCUGCAUUGAUGCUGGCUGGCCGGUCUUAGGCAGGGGCUUUACCACUGCUGUCUUCCAAUCGUCAGGGAACACACCUUCAAGUAAUGAGCGGUUUAUUAUUGCCGUGAUGGCCUCCAGUGAUUGCGGCAGUGUCAGCCGCAAUACGUCCAAAGACAUGCCGUCGCAACCCAUUGCGUUUGAACGCAGGCCUUUGAUGGUAUUCAUUACCACUUCCCUGCUCACCGUACUUAAUGUAAAUGAUGCCGACAUAUUAAGCCUAUUAUAUUCAAAGAAAGUGAGCUGCGAAAUACUUGACUCAUCCUGCCCAGGGACGUUCAAAAAAUGAACAUUCAAUUUGUCAGGGUCAUUAAAUGCGGGAGGCAGCUCAUUUGAGUCCCUUUUGUUUGGCAAUAUGGUGCUCUUAAGAUUUUUCCACAACUUCUUUGAGUCCCUGUAAUUGUUGUUUAUGUGUCUGUCAAAGUAACUUUUUUUUUCUUGUUCAAUUGCUGCAAUGACUAUAUGCCUCAUCUCCUUGUAAGCUUGCCUAAUAGUUGCUGUCCCGUGCUUCUUAAAUUUUCUAUGGUAGUUAUCCCUAAUGCGCAUCAUAGACUUAACGGUGUCAGUUAUCCAAGGGUGA